Molecule: messenger RNA, 360 nt
Organism: Aplosporella prunicola CBS 121167
Lineage: Eukaryota; Fungi; Ascomycota; Dothideomycetes; Botryosphaeriales; Aplosporellaceae
Exons: 1
Coding region: 41-211 (56 amino acids)
Source: RefSeq, a predicted model, not a curated record
GGAGAGUGUGAGGUUGGGGAGGUAAAGCGAGAGGGGCGAAAUGACAUCCCGAGAGGUACGGAUACCACAAGCAAAGCCUCGAUCACAAGCGCGAGAUGAGGUAUACAUCGGCGACGUCAAUGAUGAUGAGAUCCUCGACAGCGUGCAAGGAAUCGACGAUGCGACUGAGGAGGUUUUUAAGAGGUUGAUCAAGGUGGAGCGAGAGAGGUGAGAAAAAGAGGUGAGAAAAUAAAUGUGAUAGGACAGUGUUGAAGUGAGGAUGAUAAGACAAAGAUGAAGUGAGGGAUGGAAAGACGAAGAUGAGGUGAGAGAGGAUGAAAAGACCAAGAUGAAGUGAACUGCAUAAGUAGUUUUCUUGAA